Molecule: messenger RNA, 1698 nt
Organism: Penaeus vannamei (Pacific white shrimp)
Lineage: Eukaryota; Metazoa; Arthropoda; Malacostraca; Decapoda; Penaeidae
Source: RefSeq, a predicted model, not a curated record
CUGCACCCAAACCAAAGCAAAAGAGACAAAUCAUCGUCGAGUGAAACAUCUUUCCUGCGUUUCUUGUGUCAAAAUCUCGCCCCAAAAUGAGCAGUAAAGUGGAGACAUACCUCGCCGCCAAGAAGAACUCGUCCCCGCCCGAACUAUCUAAGAAAUUCGGGGAGUUGGAGGAUCUUUAUAACAAGAAACUAUGGCAUCAGCUGACCACAUCCCUGAUAGCUCUGGUGAAGAACCCAGUCAUGAAGGAGGGAACAGAACUCAUCCAGCUUUACAACAAUCUUAUUGGCGAACUUGAAAACAAGAUCAACCCACUGUCCCUGGCCCAGAUGGCUGGAGAGGUUGUUGCACAGUAUGCAGAUGCAAAUGAAGGUAUCAAAUUUAUGGAGAAGAUUGCUCCUAAAGUGGUAGACCAUCAGGAAGCUAAAGUUCUCUGCAAUGUUCUUAUUGCACAGAUGUACUUAACAAAACUAGAGGACCAGACACGCACAAAAAAGAUCCUAGAUGACACUGAAAAAAUGCUUGAUGAGAUCGAAGGAGUCACACCAGUUCACGGAAAGUUCUACCUCUUGGCAUCAGACCUUUACUGUCGAAGCGGUGCUCAUGCUGACUAUUAUCGAGCAGCGUUGCGUUAUUUGGGCUGCACUGAAGUUGAUGACAUGGAUGCUGAGACAAAGAGCAAGCAGGCUUUCUACCUGGGACUUGCGGCUCUUCUGGGAGAUGGCAUCUACAACUUUGGUGAACUGCUGGCUCAUCCCAUCCUAGAAUCCCUAAAAAGUUCCCAGUCGGUGUGGUUGCUGGACCUGCUUCUAGCCUUCAACCAGGGCAAUAUCAGCAAGUUUGAGACAAUGAAGCCCCAGUGGAGCACCCAGCCAGAUCUUCUGAAUAAGGAGAAUCAGUUGAGAGAAAAGAUACGCUUGUUAUGUCUUAUGGAGAUGACAUUCCAGCGCAAGGCAUGGGACCGCCAGUUGACCUUCACAGAAAUUGCACAAGAAACCGGUCUGCCAGAGAACCAGGUGGAGGUGAUGGUGAUGCGGGCGCUGUCUCUCGGCUUGGUAAAGGGAACUAUCGACCAAGUAGAUAACAAGGUCAACAUUACGUGGGUGCAACCGAGAGUGCUCGAUAAGAAACAGCUGGAAACAAUGAUGGACAGACUGACUGACUGGUGCAAGGAUGUUAAUGGGAUGCAGAAUCUCCUGCAGGACCAAGCUAGUACUAUCCUCACUCUUUAAGGAAUAUAUGUUAAAGUGGUUAAAUAGCGUAUAAUAUUUUGUAAAAGCUGUUCAACACAGGCCCUCUCCAUAUAGAGCAUUUAUAUCCAGUUUCUAUGAUGAAUAUUAGAGAAGUACCACACUUAAGAGUGAUAAUUAAAACAAAUGUAUUUGCUUUAUUUAAUUUUAUUUUAUUUGUUCAUUAAUUCUUAUUUUUGUCUUAGUUUAUUAAAAAGGCAGAAUUUUCCAUUCAUGUUCAGAGGAUGGGUUUGGUAUAUAGGUUUCCUACAUCUACCCUGACAGGGAAUGAAAAAAUUAAUGGUGUGAGUGCAAAGUAAGACAUUUAUUUGUUAAUUCAGCUUUAUGUGAAAUUAAAACCGGCUUUUCUUUGUCAUACUUAUUUUAUUUUUCUAAUAGUUGCCUGGUAUGUAUGCAGCCUAUUUAUAAGAAAAACUUGUGACUUUCUUACAAAAAUAUAGUAAAACUUCAG